AUGUUUGCUUUUGGCCUAAAAACACUCGCCUUCUCGAUCCUCCUCCCAAACCCCCUCAACCCCAAAUCCACCCCACGCCGCCAACGCCUCUCCAUCACCACCCUCGUCUUCGCCGCCGUAAUUUUCCGCUCCGAAGUCGCCCUCCUCCUCUUCACCACCGUCCUCCACCAGCUCCUCCAACCCACCCUCUCCCUCUCCCGCGCCAUCCGCCCCUUCACCAUCUCCAUCCUCGCCGCGCUCACCAUCUCCCUCCCCAUCGACACCUACUUCUGGCAGCACCGCGGGCCCUUACCCCUCUGGCCCGAACUCACCGGCUUCCUCUACAACGUCAUCCACGGCGGCGCCUCCGCCUGGGGCACCGCCCCCUGGCACUGGUACUUCACCUCGGCCCUGCCCCGCCUGCUCCUCAACCCGGCCACGCCCCUCCUCCUCCUCCCCCUCGCCCUCACCCACCCAGCCCUCCGCCGCGCCGCCCGCCCCCUUACCCUGCCCACAACCCUCUUCAUCGCCAUCUACUCCUGCCAGCCCCACAAGGAAACCCGCUUCAUCCUGUACGCCGCGCCCCCGCUCACCGCCGCGGCCGCCCUCGCCGCCGCGCACCUCUUUCGUCGCCGCACGGGCAAGGGCCUGGUCCCGGCGCUGCUGGCGGCGGGGUUGUUGCUCUCGGUGGUGGCGUCGUGGGCCGCGAGCUCGGCGAUGCUGGCCGUGUCGGCGCUGAAUUACCCGGGCGGGGAGGCCCUUGCUUAUGUGCGCGGUGUUGCCGGUGGUGGUACUGGUGGGGGUGCGGUGGUGCCGGUGCAUGCGGAUGUGCUGGCGUGCAUGACGGGGGUGACGCUGUUUGGGACGGGGACGCGGACGGGGUCGGGGGCAGGGAGUGGAAAGGGGAGUGGGAUUGUCAAGGUCAAGCAGCAGGACCAGGGCCAGGACGGGGUGCGGAUUGUGGUGGACAAGACGGAGGACGACGCCGUGUUGGCGAGCGCCGAUUUCUGGAGCCGGUUCGAUUACGUGCUGGUAGAGGACCGGAGCAAGGUUGUUGGCGGGGAGUGGGAAACCGUCGGGGUGGUCAAGGGGUAUGGAGGGAUUGAGGUUGUCAAGCGGGGGAGUGGGCGGGGUGAUGAUAGAACCGAGAAAGGAGCGCCGCGGGUCGUGGGCCUGGGAGAGACAGUUGCUCUUUGGAAGAGGACGGUUAGGGAUUUGACCGGAGGAUGGUGGAUUGGUCCGAGAAUGGUGGAGAGGAUAUUUAUCCUGAGGAGGGUCAAGGAGGCACCGACAACGCAGGCGGUCGUCGAGGCGAACUAG
Chaetomium globosum CBS 148.51 is the source of this 1299-nucleotide messenger RNA. RefSeq lists its product as uncharacterized. The transcript has 3 exons. Bases 1 to 1299 code for a protein of 432 amino acids. Gene Ontology annotation, cellular component: endoplasmic reticulum membrane. NCBI's taxonomy places the organism in Eukaryota, Fungi, Ascomycota, Sordariomycetes, Sordariales, Chaetomiaceae. The record is from RefSeq and is a predicted model, not a curated record. Gene Ontology annotation, molecular function: alpha-1,6-mannosyltransferase activity. Gene Ontology annotation, biological process: protein N-linked glycosylation.